CCAGGUGCCCCCUCCAGCUCCUCCCUCCUCCGUAGGGCACGCUGCUGGCUGUUCUGAGCUCCGGGACCCCUUCGGACCCCUCCCUACGCGACGCUCGCGCCUUCCUCUCUGGGGCUGGGCCCCUAAGCCUCCUUAGUCCUUCUGGAAGACGACCAGAGGCAGCCUCCGGGAAGAGCCAAGCAUCCGCAGCCGCCACUAGGCCCCGCCCAGGAGCAGCGGAGCAGGGCCGCGCCCGGGACCGCGGCAGAGCCGGGUAGACAAGACCCUAGCCCACAGACUCCGUUAAACCGAGAGGUCUGGCCUGCAAUACUCUGCGAUCUGGGGCUUCUGAUCGGCCUUUUCCAGGCGCGCCACCGUCUCCGCCCUCGCAGCGGGAUCUUUCUCCUUCCCGGGUUCAGUGGAGACCGCAGCCAUGCCGGUAUCAGUAACCCGCACGACCAUCACGACUACUACGACGUCGUCCUCCACCAUCGUGGGGUCCCCUCGGGCGCUGACCCAGCCCCUGGGCCUCCUCCGCCUCCUGCAGCUGAUAUCCACCUGCAUAGCUUUCUCGAUGGUGGCCAGCGUGGCUGCUUGGACUGGGCCCAUGGGUAACUGGGCCAUGUUCACCUGGUGUUUCUGCUUCGCGGUGACCUUUAUCAUCCUGAUUGUGGAGUUAGCUGGACUCCAGGCCCGCUUCCCCCUGUCGUGGCGAAACUUCCCCAUCACCUACGCCUGCUACGCGGCUCUCUUCUGCCUCUCGUCUUCCAUAAUCUACCCUACCACCUUCGUGCAGUUCUUGUCUCACGGGCGUACCCGGGACUACGCCAUCGUCGCCACCACCUUCUCCUGUGUCGCCUGCUUGGCCUACGCUACCGAAGUGGCCUGGACCCGUGCGAGGCCCGGCGAGAUCACCGGCUACAUGGCUACCGUGCCGGGGCUACUCAAAGUGUUCGAGACCUUCGUAGCCUGUAUCAUCUUCGCCUUCAUCAGCGAGCCGGCCCUGUACCAGAAUAAGCCGGCCCUGGAGUGGUGUGUGGCGGUCUACGCCAUCUGCUUCAUACUGGCUGCGGUGACCAUCUUGCUCAACCUGGGAGACUGCACCAACAUGCUGCCCAUCCCUUUCCCCACCUUCCUGUCGGGCCUGGCCCUGCUCUCUGUCCUCCUGUAUGCCACUGCCAUUGUCCUCUGGCCCCUCUACCAGUUCGAUCAGAGGUACCACGGCCAACCCCGGCGUGCUUCGGAUUCGAGCUGCGGUUACUCGCACCCCCACGCGGUGUGCUUCUGGGACCGCCGCCUGGCGGUGGCCAUCCUGACGGGUAUCAACCUGCUGGCAUACGUGUCUGACCUGGUGUACUCCACCCGCCUGGUGUUUGUCAAGGUCUGAGGAUGACCAGGGGCUCCCCUCCUCCCUGCGCCCCGUCCCAUCUUGCAGCCUCUCCAUCGUUACUGCCCACAUUUUUGGUACCGUCCUGUUUCCCUCCUCUUCCUCCUCCUCCUCCUCCUCCUCUUCCUCCUCCUUCUCCUCACCUCCCUCCCGUUUCCUCUUCCUCCACAUAUAUUCUUCCUGACACAUUGUUCUCUCUCCUUGUUUCUUUUUCUUCCCCUUCUUCUUCUCCUUCCUCUUCCUGUUCGCCUGCCUGGCGAAUAUCCUGUUUUGUCUUGUCGUCGCCCCCUCCCCCCAGCUGUCUCCAACUUCCUAUUUUCCUAUCUCUUCCAGUUGGUUUUGUCACCAUGCCUGUUUGCCUGGGAGCCCUCGGAAUUCUUGCUUUCUCUCCCUCACCCCUCAAAGGUGCUGGCCCCACACAUAUCCCACAAUCCUUUGCAAUUCUUCACCCCAUGGGCCUCUUUUAGGGGCCUCUUGCCAAAGCAUGUCUGCCUGCCUGCCUGCCUGCCUGUCUUAGCUGUGCCUUAGAGUGUGUGUGCGUGUGCGUUAUAGGGGUUGGGGAGCAAGACUGUAUAUUGCACCUCUCCUUCAAGGUCAAAACCAAACAAAGACAAAAACAAACAAACAAAAAAACCCCUGCAGGUCAACAAUUCCCGCUAGCCAACAGACAGCUUCUUCUGUCUCUACCUGUCCCUCAGCUUUGCCUAAAAUUCGCUCCAGAAUAUAUUUUUUUUAACCAGGCUUCCUGAAAACCCGCUGCUCUCCCGGAUGAAGGGAAGGAUGGAUGAUGCCUUUUGCCGAAUUCUCUGUGUUAUCCAAAAGACAGACAGACAAAAUGCAAAACAAAAACCCACCAAAAAUACCCACAUGGUCUUCAAGACAACUCUGGAAGUAUUUCUGAGGGACAGUAAUGGUGGCUCUCCCAUCAGUGUUAAAAAUAACAUGGCCCGCUUUAGCGUGGACAGGAAGAAAAAUGGCCUCUGCCGGCCUUAAAGGCGUUAUUACCCUCCUUUAUUUUUUUCCUGGACACGAAGGCAAAAACCAAAAUGACUAAGAAGGUUUUGUUUGUUUUUAUUUUUUUAAGCUUUUGAGAGUGCCUCAUAUAGCCCAAGCUAACUUAACUAUAUAGCUGAUGCUGCCCUUGAACCCUUGGUCUUCCGAUCUCCAACUCCCAGGCGCUGAGAUUCUACAGGUGUGCUAGCUACCACACCCCCGUUGUGGUGUAGCCUCAUUCAAGACGGAAGUUUCUUAACUGUCUUUUCUUUGGCGGAGGGGCGCCGUCCAGGUUUGAGUGGCUCCUGUGUGCUGCACAUGCGCACCCGGGUCUGUGUGUUAGUUGCUUCUUGCUGCUGCUGCUUGCUUCUCUGGAACUCACAUGCAUUACUUGGUAUAUAUAUAUAUAUAUUAUAAAUAUAUAAAUAUGUAUUUUAUUUUUGUUAAUUUUCUUGAGCUUUAGGUUCCUCUAACUCCUACCGUCCGUCAUCCCUUCCCACCCCCCACAUCCGUGAUGUUCUUUUUUAAGACUCUCAAUAUAAAGAUAACAGGAA
Mesocricetus auratus (golden hamster) is the source of this 2913-nucleotide messenger RNA. It is a transcript of the gene Myadm, whose product is annotated as myeloid associated differentiation marker. Gene Ontology annotation, cellular component: cell-cell junction; plasma membrane. The coding region runs from base 413 to 1366 and encodes 317 amino acids. Gene Ontology annotation, biological process: negative regulation of heterotypic cell-cell adhesion. NCBI's taxonomy places the organism in Eukaryota, Metazoa, Chordata, Mammalia, Rodentia, Cricetidae. The record is from RefSeq and is a predicted model, not a curated record. The transcript is spliced from 4 exons.